Molecule: messenger RNA, 1792 nt
Organism: Dermatophagoides pteronyssinus (European house dust mite)
Lineage: Eukaryota; Metazoa; Arthropoda; Arachnida; Sarcoptiformes; Pyroglyphidae
Product: cholinesterase-like
Biological process (GO): choline metabolic process; acetylcholine catabolic process
Cellular component (GO): plasma membrane
Molecular function (GO): acetylcholinesterase activity
Source: RefSeq, a predicted model, not a curated record
CAAACAAUUAUUAAAAUUUCUCAUUCAUUUUGGAUACAUGAAUAUUUUUUUUUUGCCAGUGAUUAUUACAAUCAAAAUAAUGAUGAUGAAAUUGUUUCAAAUAACAUUUGUUGUAUUUAUCUUUUGUCAAUCAAUAUUGGCCGAUGAUCAAGCACCAAUUGUUGAUACAAAAAAUGGAAAAAUUCGUGGCUAUACAACAACAUUACAAUAUAAUGAUGUCAAAUUAUUCGUUUAUGAAGGUAUUCCAUAUGGAAAACCACCUGUUGGUGAACGAAGAUUUCUUCCAUCCGAACCGAUUGAUAAAUGGGAUGGUAUUUAUAAUGCACAUGGUUAUCGUAAUGCAUGUAUGCAUUCAAUGCUAAUUGUACCGGAUAAUGAAAUUCCUGAAACCAAACAUCAAUCAGAAGAUUGUCUAUUUUUAAGUGUAUAUCGUCCGGCUAAAAAAACCGAUGAAAAAUUACCGGUUAUGUAUUGGAUUCAUGGCGGUGGAUUUGAAACUGGUACAAUAUUUUCUAUUGCAUAUGAUCCAUCAUAUUUAGCUGGUGUUGGUAAUGUUAUUGUUGUUGCUGUUAAUUAUCGUUUGGCUGCAUUUGGUUUCUUGUAUGCUGAUGAUGAAGAUGCACCAGGUAAUGCUGGACUUUAUGAUCAACUUCUUGGCCUAAAAUGGACACGUGAUAAUAUUGAACAAUUUGGCGGUGAUCCUGAUCAGAUUACAAUUUUUGGUGAAUCAGCUGGUAGUAUGAGUGUAUCAUCACAUUUAUUGUCACCAUUAACCAAAGGACUAUUUAAACGUGCUAUAAUGCAAUCCGGUACAGUAAAUUCAUGGAUGGGUUCAAAUAGUAAAACGGAAUCAUUGAAAAAAACUAAAAUGUUGGCAAAUGCAUUACAUUGUUCAACUGAUGAUGUUAAACAAAUGCUCAAAUGUAUGCGUAAUGCAUCGGCCGAAGCAAUUGUCGAAAGUAAUAAAUAUGGUCGAAAUGUUGGUUUAGUAUUAACCCCAGUUCAUGAUUCUGAAUAUAUACCGAAAAAUCCAAUCGAAGCAGUAAAAAAUGGUGAAUUUCAUCGUGAAAUUGAACUCCUGUUUGGUGUUAAUCGUAAUGAAGGAACUGUUUUUGCUGCAGCAAUAUUUCCAAAAUUACUUUCACCAACAAUCAAAAAUCCACAAUUUACACGGAUGCAUGCACAAACAUUGAUUGAAUUAUUAUUUGGUAUUUUUAAAAUUAGUGAUCCAAAAGCAGUUGCUGAAUUUUAUCUGAAAAAUGUUUCUGAUUCUGAUGUCGAUGGAUUACGCGGUGCUGUCGGUGCAGCUUUCGGUGAUUAUCAUCUUACUUGUCCAUCAAUAUUUUUUGGUGAAACUUUUGCUAAACAUAGUGAUUCGAACAAUGUAUUUGGCUAUCAUUUAGUACAUAAACCAUCAAUGUCAGGAUUACUUGAAUGUGUUGGAUAUAUGGGUGUUUGUCAUGCUGAUGAUUUGGUAUUUUUAUUUGGUUUUCCUAUCGAAUUACGUGGUACAGUUUAUUCGGAAGAAGAUUAUUAUCUUUCUCUUGAUAUGAUUAAUGCAUGGUCAAAUUUUGCACGUUAUGGUCAACCAGGUAAAUUUGCUGGAAUGGAAUGGCAACCAACAUUGCCUACGAAAUCAUCAAAUUCUAGUGCUAGAGUUUUGCAAAUAGAUGUACGAGGUAAACAACAAAUGAUUGAUAAUCAUUUUGUUCCUGUAUGUGAAAAUUUCUGGCGUCAAAGAAUUUUUGUCUAAAAUAAUUUCACAUCAUUGAUUCUUGAAUAAAAUUACAAA